GAAGCUUUGGUGCGCUCCGUAUUUGGACGCGUAAUGCGCGAUUCCCAUGAAUGAGCCAGAUCAAAAACAAGCGACGGCCAGUCGGUGUCUUCGAUUCGCAAAGGCGACACCAACAUGGUCCAAAAAAUACAAUUUCGAGCGCCGCCAAAUCAUAGCAUUAGUCGCAAGAGUCAUGCAGCUCUUCCAGGAAUUAUGACGAGCCGAAGUGAGAGCAGCGAGCGAAUGAAUGAAUGAAUUUAUUUAACAGACAACCAAACGACCUUACCUACUCCCCCUUGCCCUCUCGCCCGGCCGCAGCUUUGCUCAAGCUGUAGUUGAGAAACCUGUGCCUGGGGAACUCCAUGACACGUUCUCCAAAUUUGUUUGUUUGUCUCCGCGUUGCUUGCGCUGCGAGUGACUCAUCCAGCCGACGUCCACAACUAACGACGUCAUAUGCCGCCGCUGAGCGAGAUAACGGAGUGCGACAGCAGAGAGCUUUUGUAUAUAUUUUUUUUCAUUUUCGCGAUCCCCCUAGCGAAUCGCAUGCAAAAACCGGUUGGCCAUGCGCGGCAGCCAGCUAAUUGAGCAGCGGGCAGGCGCUUGUUUUUCUUUUCUUUUCUGUUUCUUUGAGAGAGCAGCAGCUGAGAGCGGCGAUCUGCGAGCGAGAGCGUUAGCUCGAGCUUUUUUGACGCGUUGAUUUCGUCACGACUUUAUCGUGGUUCAAUUUUGCCGAUCAUUAACUUGUCAUACGCGAACCUGUGCGGAUGCUUGUUCCGUUCAGCGAUUAAAGUUCGCUACGUAACGGUUAUUGCGAUAGAAUUUUCCACAGCGUUUUUCACUGUGCGAACUGGACUUUUAUUUUAAUUAAAAAAUUUCCUAAGCACCUCGACUUAGGCGCGCGUGUUUGAAAAAAAAAAAUAAAAUAAAAAUAUAAUAUCGUGUGAUUCACCGCGUUGCUGGUUUUUUGAAUCCUAAAUCCGUUUGCAUGCGGACAUUGGCGCGUGUGUUUUUCCAGCAUCAUGAUCAGCUCAAAGAAAAUUGUGAUAUAUACUGAAAACUGCAGCUGAGUUCGUGGCAGUGUUCAAGUGCCUCAGUGUGUCGUCAGUGUCCUCCUAUGGCCAUUUUGAGCAGUUGUUACCAAAGUGUUAAGCCCAGCCUAGCCAUAGAUAGGUGGCCAGUGCAGGUGUCGAGCUUUAAUGCCAUGCACCAAGAUGCCCGACCCAAAGGUGUCGGUGCAUCCCCCAAAGCGACAUCAACUGCAGCAGCGACAGCGCUGGAUGCUUCGCCGGCGGCGGAAGAGGCAGCUGCUCGUCCGCGACGACGUCGACGUCGCUGCAGCAGCAGCACAAGCACAAGCACAUCCUCCGAUUCGGACUCGGAUACCAGCAGCUGCUCCAGCAGUGACAGCAGCAGCUCCAGUGGCCGCAGCUCCCGCCUGCCCGCGCCGCUGCAAUUACCCCUGCCGCUGGCCGCCAGCAACUCCCCGCCGUCACCUAUUCCAGACCGGGACUCGGACACGGACAGCGAGCCAGGCACGCCGGUGGUGGUGCCGGUGGAUCCGCAUGCCUGGACCACAGAGGACAUUGCCAGCUGGGUGAAGUGGCUGACGCGCAAAUUCAAAAUCGAACCGGAGCCGGACAUCACCCGCUUUCCCAAAGAUGGCAACGAGCUCUGCCAGCUGAGUCGCGCCGAUUUCUGGGUCUGUGCCGGCUCCCGGCGCGGCGGCAUACUCCUGGCCAAGCACUUCGCCUUCAGCCUGUACCAUGCCACCGGCAGAGAGACGAGUCCCAUGCUCAACGAGAACGAGCCAAAUCCGUAUCAGCUGCUGAACGCUGCCUCGCACCGAUUGGUCGCCCAGGGCUCGGGCGGCCAGAUACAGCUGUGGCAAUUUCUGUUGGAGCUGCUCGCUGAUUCGUCGAACGCCAACUGCAUCAGCUGGGAGGGCCAAUCGGGCGAAUUCCGGCUUAUCGAUCCGGACGAGGUUGCCAAGCGCUGGGGCGAACGCAAGGCCAAGCCAAACAUGAACUACGACAAGCUGAGCAGAGCUCUACGCUACUAUUACGACAAGAAUAUCAUGACCAAGGUGCAUGGCAAGCGUUAUGCGUACAAAUUUGAUUUUCACGGCCUGAUGGCCGCUUGCCAGGCACAGGCGCAGGGCUGUGAUCCGGCCAGCAGCAUGAUUAGUUCCUACAAGCAUCAUCAUCAUCAUCAUCAUCAUCAUGCCGCCGCUGGCGGUGGCCCACAUGCGCUGUCCACACAGCAUUUGCCGCAUCAUUUGGCGCAUCAUUCCCAUCAUGGCCAUCAUUCGCAUGUGCAUCCGCAUCAGCUGUUGCAUCCACAUGCCGCCGCCGCCGCCGCCGCCACAGCAGCGGCAGGAGCCGCAUCAGAGCUCACAUCGCCGGCAUCGACCUGCUCCAGUCUGGGCUUUCCCUCGCCCUCGACAGCCUCCUCGUUGCCCUCGCCUGGUCAAGUGUCGUCGGCGUUUGCCGGGCCCGGCGCCUAUGCAAACGCCCCAGCCGCCGCCGGCGCGAUCUCCAGCCAGUCGUCAGAUCCAAGGACCUCCAGCACGACCGGCACAGCCGCCACGGUGACCUAUGAGCAGCGCACUCCGCCCAGCAGUGCAUUUAAUUGAAAUGGCAACCCCAAUUUGUCCCGGAGGGUUGCUUAUGAGGAGGCGGGGGGCUGGGCUUGCGCAAGGGCCGCCCGCUGCGCACACUCGCCGUGUCUCCGUCUCGCUCUCCGGCCGCGACCAACCCGGUCCGGGCACUUGGGUCAAACUGUAAAAAGGUCAUUUCGCCUAAUGCCAGCUACUUUUGGUUUAAUUGCGUAAUUUCUCGUAUGUGAUAAACACGGAGCAAUGCCACGGGCAGCAUUGCCAAUAAACAAAAACAGGCACAAAAACAAGAAGAAGCAAUACAAGUGAAAGGUAUCCGGGAACUAACCCGAGGGGGGUCUAAUUUGUUACAACGUCUGUUAAAUUUUGCUUAUAAGCCUACAUAAUUUACUUUUAAUGCGUGCGUCUAUUUAAAUAGAGCUCGCCACAAAAUAUUAAAACGUACUUAAUUCUAAGUUCACAUUCAAAUUGGACAUGAACAAAACAAACACACAAAAAAUACACAUAUAGAAAUUAACAUACACUCCGAGAAAAAGAACAACAGUUAUUUCUCAAAUUUACUUAACGGCGAACCAGGGCUGCAAGCGUAAGCAAAACAUUUUGCUAGUUCGGUUAACAGUUCGUGGCAAUGCCUUGCACAAGAGUUUGGUUCGUGAACCUGGCUUACCGUGAACUGAAACCAGUUUUAGAUUCAAGAGAACAUAAUGUACAAAACCUUGCAACCUUCAUAUAUAAUUUUGACUUUGAUUCGUUUACCGAUUCUGAUUUGAGUUCGGUUCACUGACUAAAAUUCCAUUUUGCUUUUGACUGUGUGAUGUGCAGCCCUGAAAAAAAGGGUUUUAAAGAGCGGCUUCUUGUUUUAUACAUAAAGUCUUUAUCAAGCAGACGCUACGCAUAUUUUAGUUUCUUCUUUUAUAUAUUUACGUUUUAUGGCACGUUCUGAUUUGGCAUUAAUUUUGACGCAAUUAAGCUUGAUUCGAGAAGGUGCUUGCAAAUGUUAAAAACAAAACGGUAUGCGUUUAAUAAAAUUCUAUGGAAUACA
Molecule: messenger RNA, 3635 nt
Organism: Drosophila virilis
Lineage: Eukaryota; Metazoa; Arthropoda; Insecta; Diptera; Drosophilidae
Product: DNA-binding protein D-ETS-6
Biological process (GO): regulation of transcription by RNA polymerase II; cell differentiation
Cellular component (GO): nucleus
Molecular function (GO): sequence-specific DNA binding; DNA-binding transcription factor activity, RNA polymerase II-specific
Source: RefSeq, a predicted model, not a curated record